AGUACACCGUACAGGUACGAUGUAUGCAUUGAAUGAUCAUUCAAUCUUUGUCAUCACAACAGCCGCGACAUUCUGUACCUUAACUACCGGUAGCUAGUACCGGUACAGUACAGCAACGCUCGGUAUUUGCCAGCUCCAUUGGCCUUUUAAAAACAUCGCACACUUGUACGUGAUUUGCUGUUCAAGCGAAAGCCCACUUGCCCGUAAAAGAAGCAGCCUCGGAACCUUCUUCCUUUUUGCCACCACACCACCACAACUGCCUUUCAAGUCCAAGGACGAGGUGGGGAAGAGUUGUGCGGCCGCUGGGAGGGGCAAUCUUGCGACAAUGGCGGACGUGAUCGGUUUCUGCCGCCAAUGUGGGCUCUCCGAAGACCCAAAUGGGCCUGAUAUGACAGAAGACGGCCGCUUGGUCUUCAAACUUCGUCUGUGAGAAAAUUGCCACUCUGUGGCCUACUGCAACCGUGAUUGUCAGAAGCUCCAUUGGAAGGAACACAAACCCCAUUGCAAGGUUAUCCAAGCAUAUAUCAAUACACUUCCGUUGGAUCUGGACCGUAGAUCUAAUAUUAGCCAGGCAGAUCGCCGUAGUCGUGGAACCAGUGUCGUAGACGACGAGGGCCAGAAUCCUGAAGCCGAAAGGAUGUUCUCGCUGGCUCUGCAAAAUAAGAGAUCCGCGAAAUAUGAUAUUGCCCUCAGUUUGUACAUCCAAGCACACGACCUGGAUCCGUUCAAUCACUUGUAUUAUCAUCACCGUGGGGAAGCCUGGCUCUCGGCUGUUCAGCAUUUCAAUCGCCUUGGAAAUGACUGGUGUUUUGUUUUCCUCGGUCAUGCAGGUUUGGACGCCCAGAGAUCAUUGGACCUGGCGCCUCGUUUCGAUCUGCCUUGGUUGACUUUGGUGAUGGCUCCCAUGGUCGAAGGAAACUUGGACAAUGCCCAGCGGAACCUUGACGUGGCUCUUGAUAAUAACAUUGUGACAGAAGAGCAGUACGCCUACAAGAUCCUCCUCGACUACAAAAACCGCUUGGAGCAGAUGCAGGCAAAUCCAAUGCGAAUGCCUCUGAUUCAUCAUGUCGCUUUCGAGCCCGAAAGGGACCCUUAUUACUUUGCAUAUUCUAACGGGUUCCACAACUACGGUCGUCAGCCUGAACUGCUGGCAGUGGAUCUGGAAAUGGCACGGGGUGUUUCCCACGGCAAGAAAAUCAUGUUCUGGGUGGCCAAGCAUCAAUUGGGUGGGGCGUUUGACAUGGAAUUGGGAGAUGCCUACGAGUAUCCCAAAGAACAAGAAGAGAAAUGCUGGGUUCUGCCCAUUCCAGUCAAGACCGAAGAGAUCCGAAAGGGGCUUCUACCUUUGCUUGACGUGGUCCAGCCGGCUUCUAGAAUUACUCUCCUUCGUGCGGUCUACUGCAAUCAGGGUGAGGAAAAGCCACUGCCCUUGACGGAGGCAGAAGCCAAUGCCUACCUUCAAUCCAUUGUGAACAAUGCGGAGCGGCCAGAAGAGCUGUAUGCCCAAGGAAAGAAGCUGGCCUGUGAAUUAUAAAGACUGGGGAUGAGAAUCGAAAGAAGCAGUGAGUCGACAAUCUGAACGUUUCGUAUCACGAGAACGGAGAAUACAGAGGCCACUAUUUGAAGGGGAUCAGUUGCGUCAGACGAAUCUUGAACCGUAGGAGUACAAGUCUGCAUUGAGGGGACAAAAGCAACACCAAACCAAACAACAAUGCCGUGAAGGAUAUAUAUAGCAUGCAUAAGUUUUAAAACAGAAGAAGGGGUUUCUGUCCACUCUCCGAUGGAUUCGCUGCUUGCAACCGCCGCUGUAGUUGCCUUCCGUUCAUUCGCCUAUUUUUUGGAAGACACCGUAGAUACCGGUACCUUCAGACAAUGG
Molecule: messenger RNA, 1876 nt
Organism: Seminavis robusta
Lineage: Eukaryota; Bacillariophyta; Bacillariophyceae; Naviculales; Naviculaceae
Source: the annotation of a GenBank genome assembly